CAUUUCGUAAGGAUUCUGCCGUAGUCCUCACUUCCUUUUACUCUAUAUCACUCUAUCUUUCUGUGUAAUAUGUGCUGAACAGACAGCAGAUACAGUGAGACCACUUUUGAGACUUGAAUGUUUAGACAUGGUGGCAAUUACAACUCUUGCAGACGACAGUUACUCGUCAGAUUAUGUGGACUAUAAUGACACAGAUGAUAGUGCAUCACCCUGCGAAAUAGAAAGGACAUUGGAUUUCUUUGAUCUGUUUGCACCUGUAGCCUACACUGUGAUCUUCAUUCCGGCUGUGCUGGGAAACGUGCUAGUGCUGUUUGUAAUCCGCCGCUAUCGUCAGUCCCGCCACAAUCCCUGCAGCUUCUCAUUGACCGACACGUUCCUGCUCCACCUGGCCAUCUCUGACCUUCUUCUAGCCUUUACACUGCCCUUAUUUGCUACCCAAUGGAUCACUGGGUGGGUGUUCACAGUAGGCAUGUGUAAGUUGUCAGGUGCACUCUUUUCACUGAAUAUCUACUGUGGAAUACUCUUCCUUGCCUGCAUCAGCUUUGAUCGCUACUUGGCCAUAGUCCAUGCCGUCCAUACCAGCUGGAGGCACAAUACGUGCCUGGCUCAGGUUGUCUGUGUUGUGAUCUGGAUCUGCUGCAUCGGUCUUUCUGCCAUUGAUUUCCAUUUCCGAAAUGUUACAGUGCUACCCGGCUUUACUGUUCAAGUGUGCCAUGUACAAUUCAACCAAGACACUUCUGAACAAUGGCAGAUUAGCAUGCAGCUCCUUGGCUUGUUGCUAGGCUUUGGCCUCCCACUGCUGAUAAUGCUCUAUUGCUACUUACGCAUUUUCCAUGCAUUAUGCUACAAAAGCACACGCAGGCAGAAGCGACGCUCUCUCAGGCUCAUUAUCUCCCUAGUGGCUGUAUUUCUGAUUUGCUGGGCACCGUUCAACAUCUUCAAGAUGAUUGACAGUCUGUUGACACUGAAAAUACUGAGCCCCAGCUGCACACUAAACUAUGUGCUUGAUGUCAGCAUCCUAGUGACAGAAACCAUGGGACUGGCUCACAGCGCCCUCAACCCACUCCUAUAUGGCUUUGUUGGAGUCAAGUUCCGCCGUGAGCUUUUCCAAAUGUUCAAAUCAGCUCUGAGUUCUUCCUGGUGCUUCAGGAUGUCCGGUCGUGUGCAGAGUCAUGGAAUGAGUCGCAGGCCUACAGGGUCCUUCAGCUCUGUGGACAGUGAGAACACCUCCUUCUUCUCAGUUGUGGCAUAAGUUAAAUGAUUUCUGGGGAUUUCUUUGUUGUUUUGCUUGUUUUCAUUUCAUUUAAGAGCAAAAAAAUACAUAUUAUUUGUAAAACAAAACUUAUUUUCAUAAACCAAAUAUUAUAUUAUAAAUUUGUUAUAUAAACAAGUUUGGCAUUUUCCACAUUUUUAAAUAGUUUAACUUUUCAUCCUUUAAACCUUUAUCUUAAUUAAAAAGAGAUAUAUAUUUCAUGUUUCGUGUUUUACUGAUAGUUAAAUAUGUAUAAAUACAACUGCUAAAUAAUAUUGUCUUAAGCAGGAAGUGAAACAAUUUCAAGACUUUCAUUUGAAUUUUCUGUAUUUUUUGAAUUUUUUGUUUAGCUAAGCAUGUUUCCAAUAAUCUCAUAUAGAAGCUUAGUCAUCAGUUCUGUAUAUAGGUUUUGUUUUAUUUGAACAGGCGCUUGUACAUUUCCCUGGUUCUUAACUCCUUAAGUACAAUAUGAAUUUUAAAGCUGGUGUCUGCCAUUUUCUGCACAGGAAGUGCAUGUAGGCCUAUUUCUAUGUUCUACUUUCUGUUUUUCCUGUUAGGGGUCACCACAGCAAAUCAUUCUCUAUUCAACUAUUCAAAUCAACUCUAUUUUCAGCGUCCUCUACUCACGCACGAAUUAGCGUCAUGUCCUCUUUCAACACAUCUAUAUAUCUCCUCUUUGGUCUUCCUCUUGACCUCUUACCUGGCAGCUUCAUCUCCACCAUCCUUCUACCAAUAUAACCAUCUCCCUCGUCUGUACAUGUCCAAACCAUCUCAAUCUAGCCUCUCUGACCUUGUCCCCAAAACAGCCAACCUGAGCUGUCCCUCUGAUGUGCUCAUUCAUAAUUCUGUCCAUCCUCGUCACUCCUAAAGAGAACCUCAACAUCCUCAUCUCUGCUACCUCCAUCUCUGCUACAGACUCUAACCCAUACAGCAUAGCUGGUCUCACUACUGUCUUCUACACCUUUUCUUUUCUUUGAUUCUUGCUUCUGUCACGCAACACUAUUUUCUGACACUCUUCUUUCUCCACCAACUCUAACCCGCUUGCACUCACCUCUUCACCUCACUUCCUGUCACACUUGAUGGUUGACCCCAAAUAACUUCUGCAUGUUCUUGACCUCAGCCCUCUGUAACGUCACUGUAUUGUUCACUUCCCUCCCUCUCGUUCAAACAUAUGUACAGUAUGUAGACCUAUUUGUAUGUUUUUCCAUAUGUUAUUUUCUAUGAUAUAUUUUUCCAGAAGAACAAGUUUGAUUAAUUAUUUUUGCGGUAAGGCACACACGAAUAAGCUUUGGAGCUUUGACUUUUUUUUUUUCCAUAAAAGAAAGCAUGGGUUGAAUUCCAUUAUAAAUCAUGGGUUGAAAAUUCUUGAAUUUCUACUGUCUGAAAGUCUUUGAUGAAUGUAAGGUUUGAACAGUUAUAUUAAAUAAAAUAAUCAGUGUUUAAACAUAAA
This is a messenger RNA of Tachysurus vachellii, 2702 nucleotides long. It is a transcript of the gene cxcr3.2, whose product is annotated as chemokine (C-X-C motif) receptor 3, tandem duplicate 2. Gene Ontology annotation, cellular component: membrane. Bases 128 to 1252 code for a protein of 374 amino acids. Gene Ontology annotation, biological process: immune response; G protein-coupled receptor signaling pathway. NCBI's taxonomy places the organism in Eukaryota, Metazoa, Chordata, Actinopteri, Siluriformes, Bagridae. The transcript is spliced from 2 exons. The record is from RefSeq and is a predicted model, not a curated record. Gene Ontology annotation, molecular function: G protein-coupled receptor activity.